Molecule: messenger RNA, 751 nt
Organism: Larimichthys crocea (large yellow croaker)
Lineage: Eukaryota; Metazoa; Chordata; Actinopteri; Sciaenidae
Gene: dad1
Product: defender against cell death 1
Exons: 3
Coding region: 111-452 (113 amino acids)
Biological process (GO): protein N-linked glycosylation
Cellular component (GO): oligosaccharyltransferase complex; membrane
Source: RefSeq, a predicted model, not a curated record
UAACACCGACGCCGCUUCCGGCUAAUGAGGACACGUCACUCAUUGGACUGAGGAAGAGGACCCGUGCAGACUGCAGAGCUAGCUCGUUGCUAAAUUAGACGACACAAAUCAUGUCCAACUCGGUCAUAUCGGUGAUCUCCCGGUUCCUGGAGGAGUACACCACCACCACCCCCAACAAGCUCAAGGUGGUGGACGCGUAUCUGCUGUACAUCCUGUUGACGGGAGCGCUGCAGUUCCUCUACUGUCUGCUCGUCGGCACCUUCCCCUUCAACAGCUUUCUGUCAGGCUUCAUCUCGUGUGUGGGCGCCUUCAUCCUCGCAGUGUGUCUUCGUAUCCAGAUCAACCCACAGAACAAAGGAGAGUUCCUGUCCAUCUCCCCAGAGAGGGCUUUCGCUGACUUCCUAUUCGCUCACACCGUCCUCCAUCUGGUCGUGAUGAACUUCAUUGGUUGAAACAGAUGUGUAUCUGGCUCACAGCGUCCCCCUCUCAGAAGAUCGCAACAAGAAAAGUCAUCAAAACUCCCCUUCAAGACACAAUGCUACUUCUGCUGUCGUGCCACUGAUUUGGAGAGUCCCAUCAGGUCAUCAACACUGACUGAGUCUCAUCUGGUCACACAUGAUGCAGUGCAGUUUUCUUACCGAUAAAGGUUGAUUUCGUACAUUUUGUUUGUUUUGUUUUUUAAUGUUGAAAUUUGUAAAGCAUUCCCUUUUGCACUGAGAAGAUGAAAUAAAACAGUGAAAUGGUGACCUUG